UACCAAAAACUCAGCUCUCCACGGUCAUCUUGCUGGGCAACCCGAAUAGAGGCAAUUUGUUCUUUGAUAUUCACUGAGAGAUCAGUUCAAGAAUCAUCGAAGGAGUAAAAAUGAAACGUCGUCUGGCGUUCGAACACAAUUUUGUCCGAAGCAACAAGGAGAGCGCACGUCGAAAAGCUCAUGAUACCGGUGCGUCUAGUUCCUCCGCCACUUCAGCGGGCAGUGAUAAUUACGAUGUGUUUUUGAGUUUCAGCGGCGAGGAUACUCGCAGAACCUUAGCAGAUCACCUCUACAACGGUCUCGUCGAUGCUGGAAUCCGCGUGUUCAGAGACAACGAUGAGCUUCGCGAAGGUGAGGAGAUCGGCACCAAUCUUCUCCAGGCCAUUAAGAACAGUAAGAUCUCAAUCCCGAUUCUCUCUCGGAACUACGCUUCGAGCAAAUGGUGCCUUCAGGAGCUCGCCCACAUGGCAGACUGCAUGAAGAGCGUCGGGCACGUUGUGUUGCCCGUAUUUUACCGGGUUGAACCGGCCCAUGUGCGACACCAAAUAGGGAGCUUUGGAGAGACGUUCUCCCAUUUAAGUGAGAAGUAUUUGGAAGAAGAUGUUGCGAAAUGGAAACAAGCACUCAAAGAAGUGGCUUCCCUAAAGGGAUGGGAGUCGGAAAAAACUACUGACGGUUACGAAGGAGAAUUGGUGAAAAUGGUCGUCAGAAAAGUAUUGGGCGAGUUAAAGAAGGCCUUUCAGCUGGUUGUUACCGAACAACUUGUCGGAAUCGAUAAUGCUGUGGAGGAUAUUUUGAGAUUGCUGGAUGAUAACCCUAGUGCUACCCAAAUUGUCGGUAUUCAUGGAAUGGGGGGCAUUGGUAAGACAACUUUAGCCAAGGUCGUCUACAAUAAGCUCUCCGACAAGUUUCAGCAUCGUAGUUUCAUUGCAGAUAUUCGAGAAUCCUCGCGGCGCAAGGGCAUUUCAUGUUUGCAGAAUCAAUUAAUAUUUGAUAUACUGAAAAUGAACGAUCAAGUGUCUAAUACGGAUGAAGGAAUUAGGAUCAUGGAAUCCAGAUUUAAAUGUAAGAAAGUGUUAAUUCUUCUAGAUGACGUGGAUCUUAAUGAUCAGCUCAAAGCUUUGGUUGGGAAACGUGACUGGUUUGAGAUGGGAAGUAGGAUAAUCAUUACAACAAGAAUAAGGUCCGUCCUUGAUGAAGCUGGGGUGAACUGCAAGUACGAACUCAAGGAAAUUGCUGAGGAUAAGUCCCUGAUCUUGUUUAGUAGACAUGCCUUUAUGAGGGACUCUCCUCCGUGUGAAUUUGAGUCUCUCUCUCGUGCUGUCGUGUCCACUACCGGAGGGCUUCCCUUAGCUCUCGAGGUUAUAGGUUCGUUUCUAUGUGGGCGAAACCCAGCAUUUUGGCAAGAUGCGUUAAUGAAGUUAAAGGAAGUACCACAUAGGAAAGUGCAAGAGAAGUUGAGGAUAAGUUAUGACGAAUUAAACUAUCAGGAAAAGCAGAUUUUUUUGGAUAUUGCUUGUUUCUUCAUUGGACAUUACUCUGAUUUUGUGUCCUACAUGUGGGAUGCUUGUAAUUUUCUUCCAAGGAUGGGGAUCGAAAUAUUGUGUUUUAUGUCUCUAAUAAAAAUUGAUUAUGGAAAGUUGAAAAUGCAUGACCAACUGAGAGACCUUGGUAGGGAAAUUGUUCGUCAAGAAGAUUACGAUGCGCCUAUGAACCGAAGUAGGCUGUGGGUUCCUGAGGAAGCCUUGGAAGUACUUCAGGGAAAUAAGGGAAUUCUGAAAGAUCGCGUAAAGGCCCUUUGUCUCCACCAUGACUUCUCGCGGAGGGAAUUCACAACCGAGCAAUUUGAGACACUACCGAACUUAAGGUUCCUUGAAGUGCAUAAUGCAAAACUGAUUGGAGAUUCCAAAGGCUUGCUUCCUAAGUUACGAAGGCUUAAGUGGAAGGGAUGUCCUGCAUUCGUGCCCGCUAGAUUUUGUCUGGAGAAAUUAGUCCACCUUGAUUUAUCAGAAAGUGACAUUUCAGAGUUUUGGGAAGGUUGGAUUCAUCUCAAGGUGGCAAAGCGGUUGAAAUCUCUUAUUCUUCGAGAUUGCCAUCGUUUAGAAGUUACUCCUAAUCUCUCAGCCUUCCGAAAUCUAAAGCGGUUAGUGUUCGAAGGUUGA
Molecule: messenger RNA, 2162 nt
Organism: Syzygium oleosum
Lineage: Eukaryota; Viridiplantae; Streptophyta; Magnoliopsida; Myrtales; Myrtaceae
Product: disease resistance protein L6-like
Exons: 4
Coding region: 111-2162 (683 amino acids)
Biological process (GO): defense response; signal transduction
Molecular function (GO): ADP binding
Source: RefSeq, a predicted model, not a curated record